UGGAAUCCAUCCUCUGUCUUAUUAUACGUAACUUUUAUAUGUAUAGCAACCCAUUAGUUUGCAGCCACGAUGUUAACUCUUCCCUUUCCUCUGAAUUGGGUAUGAUGGCUCAUCCGGAAUCGUUAAUGGCUUUACAUAAAAGUUUAUUUUGUUUAAGCUAUAUACAGAAGCCACGGAUUGCUAUAGACGUAGCCCUGGAGCACCUGGAACAGAGCAACGAUACGGACCUAAUACUAUCUCAUUUAAUAGGGUUGCUAUGCCACCCUACGGAAUAUGUACGUAUUGAAAAUAAUGAUUUGCAACAUAUACUCUCAAGGCUACUAAAGUCACAGAGACUUACCGGAUUUAAUCGCAUGAUUGUGAAUUACCACAUCAAUAGGAUGCUCCCAAAUAGAACCAAAUUGUCUAAUACACCAUGUGGAGAGCAGAAUUAUAAACCUCAUGCUCCUAAGGGUAUAACUCCAACUACUACCAAAAGGCACCUCAACUUGAGCCAUAAUCGCAUAUCGUUUCGUUGCAAAGUACGGAAGCAGCAUCUGGAUGCCGAAUCUGUAAAUUAUUUUAAUCCAACGAAACGGUGCUCUAACUGUAAAAGAAAGUGUCAUAAACCAGAAGUUCCCUUGAAUUCGUUACAAAGAAACUUGAUGGAUGUUUACGGUAACAAGCACAUGAUGAAUUAUAGCGUCCAGUUAAAUGGCAACUGCGAUUAUAUGAAUUAUAUGCAGCAUUCCAAUGACCAUAACAGUGUUAUGAUUCCAUCCAAUGAUUCGGAACUGUGUGACUCUAUGGGUAGUCUGUUAGAUGCAACACAAAACUGUAUAAAUGGCGUGGACCUAUUUCGGGAAAGGAAUCUCACCACACCGUAUCUCAUAGAUGAUGCAAAACAUAGCUUGAUUGGGUGGAAGCGCCACUUUAUGCUGUUGAAACGCAGAAUAUUCCAAGUAUGCAAUAUACUCUUCAUCAAUAUCAACGUGCCUUUUAUUGCCGUAAGUCUUUUUUCACAUGUUUUUCAUAAUAUAUCUACUAAUACCCCUCUUGCAAUCAGAAGUCGGUUGCGUUACAUUUUCAACCAUAGAGAUGCUAACGACAAAAACGUGCAAUCAUCAGCAUCAGAGUCAAUCAGUGAAGAUGACCAAACUAUGCUAUUUAUGUUAGCUGCAAACUGUUUGGAAAUUGCACUGAGUCACCACAACGGCUUCGCACGUUUUGAUCUAUUCUCGAUAUUUUACUUUAUGGUUUUCGUUGAAUCCAUAUUGACUGCUAACAUUAGGGAUGCUGGUGAUAGUAAGUAUCAAACAUUAAUCCAUCAAUCAGAUCAUCCUUUGAAACAGCAGAAGCGUUGUAAUUUGCAUAAUUACUCACUGAAGCGGAACCUAAAGUACCACCAUGAUAUAUUCAAAAGAGAGUUGUUUAAUUUGGCUAAAGAAAUAAAAAAGAAUCGUGUUCUUUCGGUUGUUAACUUUAACAUUUCGAAUUGCUUAGAGGAGUUCAUGCUAAUGUCCCAUGGUAUUUACGGCAUGAACCUCAAUCUUAAGAUGGGCCAAAGCAUCAUUGGAUUUACAAAUUGUGCCCGUUAUGGUUCAGUCUCUAGAGAAUAUGCAAACGGCCAGCAUCGUAAUAGUCAUACUUCCAGAUGCUUCCAGAGCACAUAUAUAGAUGAUUCAAGGUUGUAUAAUGGUAAAAACAAGACGCAAUCUAAAAUUAUAAAACAACGGAAUUACCACAGAAUGGAAGGUGUCCUUUUAAAAAAUGAAAAAAUCAACAUUAAGGAUACACCUGUAAGUAGCUACGGAGUACCACCGAUAACUUAUCCACCUUCUAAACAAGCCAAUGCAUUAGUUACUGAGUCAUCUGAGGUGUCAAUACUUUUGCUCCAGCUAUUACAAUGCUCGGAUUAUUUCGAAAUAAUAUGUGGUAAUGGGAUAUUCGCUACACCUGGAUGCAACAUUAAAUCGAACUCACUCAUCGCAGCAUUGGUUUUACGCUUUGUACUGGAUAUAUACGUGGCAGUUACAGAUGAAGUAAUUCACCAAAUGUUAUCCACAAGAUCGCGAAAGUAUCGUAAAAACACAGCUGAUCCAUUAGGUUUGGAAUUUUUGUCAACAUUCAAAGUCUACAUGGGUGAAGACUAUCGCAUUAUUUCGGAUAAUAAUUGCAUACUGUAUUUUGUGUUAUUGGAAAUCGAUUGGAUUUUCCACAAGGAAGGUAUAUACACUACAUCUGAGUAUAUCAACCACCAGCAACUGUUGGAUAGGACGCUUGAGUUGGAUAGCGGAUUUGGCAAAAGCUCACCCAGUGACAUUUUCGAGUCACACUACCGUCUGUAUGAGCAGAUGGUCGGACUAUUGAUCGGUACAUCUCCAUUAAACCCACGCACAUCUCUCUGCGUAGAUGCCUACAGGAAUCGUAAUUUGAGCUGGAACACAUUUGAUGAAGUAGAUGUUCGUUGCGUGAAAGAAGAACACGAAAUAUACAUUGGUCGGGAGAUUUUAGACAUAUAUUAUUCAGAUUUGACCCCUAAACAACCUUGUUUCAACCCUUAUAAGUCGAUUUUUACACCCAAGUACUUUGCCAUUACGAAGGACAUUAUAUACAGGGUUAAAGCCGUUCUGUUGCUUUCGUAUAUGAGUCACCGACGAAGUCAAGAGCAUUAACAAUAUUUUAUACAACAUUUUUUAUAAUUAUUUUA
This is a messenger RNA of Babesia bovis T2Bo, 2689 nucleotides long. RefSeq lists its product as uncharacterized. The transcript is spliced from 3 exons. The record is from RefSeq and is a predicted model, not a curated record. NCBI's taxonomy places the organism in Eukaryota, Apicomplexa, Aconoidasida, Piroplasmida, Babesiidae. The coding region runs from base 39 to 2654 and encodes 871 amino acids.